AUGUAUGCUUUUUUGUCAAGUCAUGCGCUGCUAGCAGCUCGACAUGCAAAUAUGCUUUGCGGAGACUCUGGAUUUGAUGGCAGGGGCCUUGCAUUUGCAAAGGGUCUCUUGCAAGGGGAGAAGAUAGAGAAGGGAAAACGUUUACUGCAUUUACAGCUGUAUUCCGGACUGAGCCUGCCAAGCCUGCCAAGCCUGCGAAGCCUCAGCCAAUUUGCUGUACCGUUCGCAGUGGCCCUCUCAAGGCACAGACGAGGCCGACGGUGCCCUGCAAGAUGCAACCAGUCGGAGUCGGACGAACCGGGCGAAUUUUUUGAAGUGGAAUUAGAAACAGAGGAGCCAGAAGCAACAAUGGAAAUACUGUUUGGAAUGGGUGCCAUUUCCUCAUCGUUCUGCGAGCAAGCGGAAAAGGCACCGAGAUUCAGGGUGAUGGCUCAAUUUGAUCAGGCCAUCGACCUUCCAAGAUGUGCCGCUAUUCUCAUGAGCGCACUGGAUCUGCCAGAAUUGCCUACUGUGAGGUCGAAAGGGCUUGGCCAAGGGACGUGGAUUGACCACUUUCCUUUAUGUGAUGGAUUUGAAGUUCGCCUUCCUUGUCACAGUCGGGAUUCACGAAGGAAAAGGACAGUCGUCUACCUGGAGGGCAGCACUGCCUUUGGUGCUGGUGAUCAUCCAACGACCAGGGCUGCUGCUGCAUUCUUGAAAGACAACGUAUGUGCAGGUGACAGGGUCCUAGACUACGGAACGGGAUCAGGUGUGCUGGCUAUUUGUGCCGCUAUGUGCAAUGCAGAGCGAGUGCUUGGGCUCGACAUUGACCCUGUCUCCAUUGCUUCCGCUCGACGCAGUCUUGCUUUGAACAAAACCUUUGAUGGUUUCGACCUGCAAGAUACCGUCGAGUUUUUGAAAGUACCUGAAGAUCCAGAUGAAGCUUUACAAUUUAUUUCGUCAUGGGCGCAGGAUGACUACGCUGGCUUUGAUGUCAUAGUGGCGAACAUCCUCUACGAGCCACUGCUUCGUUUGGCUCACACACUUGCUGCAGUGGCAGUGCCUGGUAGCAAACUGUGCCUCACUGGCUUGAGGAGCGGGCAAACCGAGCCAGCUGAGCAAAUUGAGCAAAGUGCCGAGCACAUCCGGAAGCUGAGCAAAGUCUACGAAGAACUCGGCUUUCAGAAUUUCUGCAGCAACGAGCUGAGUGCUGGAUGGUGUUUGCUGACAGCCGAGAAAAAAUCAGGCGCCUAA
Messenger RNA from Cladocopium goreaui, 1233 nucleotides. NCBI's taxonomy places the organism in Eukaryota, Dinophyceae, Suessiales, Symbiodiniaceae. The record is from the annotation of a GenBank genome assembly.